UGACCUAGGGAGUUGAAGCCAAUAGGCGGGCGAACAGUAAGACGCGUCACUUUGUUUUGGCGCGGAAAAGAAGCGUGGAGCUGUUAGGAUACCCGGAAGUAGAAAGGGUGUAUUAAGGAAAGUAGUAAAUUCACCUUAUACAGGAACAUGCUGUUUUUAUGUAGGAUAAAGAAUGGCCAGCCUAGUGUUUUCCUUAUUGUUAAAAAUAUGUGCAAAGUUUACCAUUCCCGGAAGUCUUCUGUUUCUGGUCCUCAGACAACACCAGUGAAAAAGCCGAAACCUAGCGAGGAUGAAGACGGCCCGAAGAUUGUGUCCCCUCCUCUCAGCCCCGAACAGUUGGACCGUAUUAAGAAGAAUAAGGAAGCUGCGCUGCAGAAACUUGCAGCCCGCCUUGUGCCGGAGGGAGUGGGAGAGAGCUGGAAGCAGGAACUGCUUGCCGAGUUUACAAAACCUUACUUUGUAAAGCUGAAUGCAUUUGUUACAGAAGAGAGAAAGCGGUACACUGUAUAUCCUCCACCACAUCAGGUGUUUACCUGGACGCAGAUGUGUGAUAUCAGAGAUGUGAAGGUGGUUAUUUUGGGUCAGGAUCCAUAUCAUGGACCCAACCAGGCUCAUGGACUGUGCUUCAGUGUUCAGAAACCUGUCCCACCUCCACCCAGCUUGGAGAAUAUGUAUAAGGAGUUGACAACUGAUAUUGUGGGCUUUGUACACCCAGGGCAUGGUGACCUAACAGGCUGGGCCAAGCAAGGGGUCUUGCUUCUGAAUGCGGUUCUGACAGUCCGGGCUCAUAAUGCAAAUUCCCACAAGGACCGUGGCUGGGAGCAGUUCACUGACUCUGUGGUGUCAUGGCUGAACAAGAACCUGGAUGGAUUGGUCUUCAUGCUUUGGGGAGCUUAUGCACAGAAGAAAGGCUGCAAUAUAGACAGAAAACGACACCACGUUCUUCAGACUGUUCACCCUUCCCCUCUAUCGGCACACAGAGGGUUUUUUGGCUGUCAUCAUUUCUCUAAAACAAAUGCAUUUCUGAAAGACUUGGGGAAAGAACCUAUUGACUGGAAAGCUCUGUGAAAACCAUGAAGUCUCAUAAAGUUUUAACGGGACUGGGGUGAUAUCUGCCAGAAUCAUUCAAGACUGCAUUACUGGGACUACUGGCAAAAGAGUUCACGAUAUGGAGAAGUGUUCGUGUUCCAGGGCAACGUCA
Spea bombifrons (plains spadefoot toad) is the source of this 1201-nucleotide messenger RNA. It is a transcript of the gene UNG, whose product is annotated as uracil DNA glycosylase. Gene Ontology annotation, molecular function: uracil DNA N-glycosylase activity. Lineage: Eukaryota; Metazoa; Chordata; Amphibia; Anura; Pelobatidae. The coding region runs from base 148 to 1068 and encodes 306 amino acids. The transcript is spliced from 6 exons. Gene Ontology annotation, cellular component: nucleus; mitochondrion. Gene Ontology annotation, biological process: base-excision repair, AP site formation via deaminated base removal; base-excision repair. The record is from RefSeq and is a predicted model, not a curated record.